Messenger RNA from Brachypodium distachyon (stiff brome), 2081 nucleotides. RefSeq lists its product as uncharacterized. Lineage: Eukaryota; Viridiplantae; Streptophyta; Magnoliopsida; Poales; Poaceae. The record is from RefSeq and is a predicted model, not a curated record. The transcript is spliced from 3 exons. The coding region runs from base 907 to 1761 and encodes 284 amino acids.
AUAGUGAUGUACUUAUUUUGAUGUGUCUUUGCGUACAUUUAACAUGUACCGUAUUUUGGAAUUAAACAAUGGCUGAUUUUUAUUAUCAUACACGACAAUACAUUUCGUAGAAUUUUUACUAAAAAAUGUUUAUGUACCAUUGUCUAGUGUACAUGUACCUGUCAUACUGUAAUACGUACCAACUAGUCAAAUUAUACAAAAGAUAUAAGUGGCCCUCUAAACUUAUUGUACAAAAGAAACAUAUAUAUUAGAGAAAAUAAUGAUUGGUCUUUACGUGAGACCAUAGUGACUGACACAAAAGAGAGAGAAGAAAGAAAAAUGUAACAUGCAAAAAUGUGUUACCUGACACAAGCGGUGUCUUUCCUGUUAAUUAACUUUCUCUAAUAUAACACAAAAUAAGUUAAUUUGGUGGCCCCGGGUAAACGAGUGGCUAUGAAGCUGGAGUAGAUCGCGUUAGCGUUACCGCCUCCGCUGUCCAGUCAACCCACUAUAAUUAGCUUCAAUUCCUCUUGUUUCUGCCUGCAUGCAAAGUCUCAGGAGUUCAGGACACCUUCGUUCUGAAUGCACAUCUCCUGAAAUUAAGGACGAGCGAGCUAGCUAGCUAGCCCGAUCGAUCGAUCGAUCGUUCGUCCACACUGACACACAACACAGAGAUCCAAAUCGCCCUCAUCGAUCUCGACCUCCUGAUCCGCCUGCCGCCGCCGCCGCUGAUCAUCGAUCUCGACGCCGGCAGCGGCAACGUCGACGUACGCCUGCCCGGCGGGCCCACCUCGUCAGAGGAAGGCGUCGUCGUCGUCUAGCUCCCUCUCGCGCGCGAUUCAAACGCCACUGCACACUCUCCCGCGCAAGCAAGCUCCAUCGAUCGGAGAGAAUGGCUUGCGCCGCGUGACGCGAUCAACGGACAGGAUGGACGUGUUCGACGGCGUCUACUUCGUGCGUCUCCGUUGCCAAGUCCGGCGGAACAAGUACCUGGCCGCCGACGACGACGGGCGGAGCAUCUGCCUAACGGGCCAGCGGCUCUCCCACAACACCGUAUGGGCCGUGCAGCACCUGGCGGGCUCCCCGGGCGCCGAGGGCGGCCCGUUCGUGCUCCUGCGUGGCGCCUACGGCCGCUACCUCUUCGCCACGGACAUCCAGGCCUCCACGGGCCCGGCCCACGGCGUAACGGCGGUCCAGCACGGCCGGCCGCACCGGAACACCCCACAGGGCCUCCUCUGGCAGGCCAUCCGCCGCCGCCGCUCCUUCGUGCUCCGCUCCGCCGCGGGGAGAUACCUCCGCGCCAACGGGAAGUACCUCCGGUGGCGGAUGGCGGUGACUGUCGCCGGGGAUACGGGGAGCACCAUGCUGCAGUGGAGCGUCGAGGCUGUUCCUGCUCGGCUCGAGCGGCCCACCCUCGUCGACCCCCCCGCCCAGGAGAUGAGGAGGAGGAGGGCGCCGGCGACGGAGCAGGAGGUGGCGAGGGUGGUGAGGUACGUGCGGGCGGCGGCGAGCGGGGCGGUGGACGAGGCCGGGUGGAGGACGGUGAGGAUCAACACCAACAGCCUGAUGCAGCUGCGGCUGACGCUGGCCAACCUGCUGGGGCAGAACCGGUCGGCGCUGCACACCACGCUCUGCGUCAGGGCCGGCCGCUACGCCGAGCUCUCGCCGCUCCUCGUCAACCUCCCCGUCAGCAACGACCGCAUCGACAUCGUCAUCGUCGCACACGGCACGCCAGCGGACAGCGCGUUGCGGUACCCGAAUGUGGAAGCUGAUCCGGAAUGAUCCGAGGACAUCCAAGUGACAUCAUUUAUUAGGGUUCUUGUUCGAAUAUUAAUUCCUUGACAUCAUUAUUAAUUAGGGUUUCCUCUCAUUCUACUAUUAAUUUGUUCCUAGACGGUGACAUAUAGCUUAGUUUGGCAAUACUAUUAGUGUACAAGAGACUAUAAUAUCAGGUGAGUCGUAGCUUGUGAACAAGUGCUUGUAGAGAGCAGGUGAUUGAUGGAUGGUUUUGACACUACUCAUAGUAUUUUUUUGAACUCAUAGUAUGUAGUUGGUCAACAUACUUAAUGAACAGGCAGUAAUUAAGUCUGCCUUAUGAUUUU